CUUCAAAAAAAUCAAGUGUUCCUAAUUGUGGCACAUGCAGUAUUUUAUGUGUAAAAUUGUGUCUUUUGCAUUGGGGGGGGAAAGAGACUGGAUCUUAUUGCCGGUGCUUGGACGCCGCCGGGUGCUCACUGCGCAUGCGCAACGUGCUGCUCCCCGUGAAGCAGGAACGGAACAUCCUCGUUGAAAACCGACAAAGACAAAAGAACCCCGAGAGUACCGGCGAGUCCAAACCGCAUCGUCUUCCGGUUCGUCCCCUCGACCGUCCGGGUCUCUUGCUCUUCUUUGUCACCCGGCUCCACCGACGCUCCCAAGCCGAGCAUGCCGGAGCCCCGCGUGUCCGUGUCGGAGUUCGUGCGGGAGGUCCUGGAGGACUGGAGCUCGCCCACCACGUCGUCCUUCUCGUCCAAGAUGAGCGGAUGCCGGAGCACCGUGCACCUGCUGGAGGAGGCUCUGGAAAGCGACCGCUUGUUACUGCACAAGAUGAAAAAAGCGGCGAAAGCGAAAUACACAUCAGGACAAGCAGAGCACGUGUGCCACGCGGAGCAGUACAUCGCGUCCAUGGAGAAGCUGUCAAUCAACUGCCACGCCGGCGGCGAGGCGGAGGUCGGCUCCGCCUUCUGCCGCAUGGCCGACUUCUCCAAGGAGCUGCUGUCGCCCCUCAAGAACCUGUUGAAGAGCAUGCUCCACAACGUCAACUUCUUCCUGGACUCGCUGGUGAAAGGCGACCUGCGGGAGGUCAAGGGGGAUCUGAAGAAGCCGUUCGACAGAGCGUGGCGAGACUACGAGAGCCGAUUCAAGCAGGUGGAGAAGGAGAAGCGCGAGCUGGCCCGUCAGUACGGGAUGGUGAGGAGCGAAGUGAGCGGCGGCGAGAUCGCCGAGGAGCUGGAGAAGGAGAGGCGGGCCUUCCAGCUCAGCAUGUGCGAGUAUCUGAUCAAGGUGAACGAGAUCAAGACCAGGAGGGGAGUGGACCUGCUGCAGAACCUCAUCAAGCACUUCCACAGCCACAACAAUUUUGUCCAGGAGUGCGUGUCCACCGCGCACAGGCUGAAGCAGUACACGGACCAGCUGAGCGGCGUCCUCGCCUCGGUGAAACAGCGCCAGGACGACGAGAAACGACAACUCGUGUCGCUCAGAGAUCAACUCAGGCCCGCCGUGCACGCCGAGCAGGAGAAUUCGCCGAAGCCCGUGUACAACAUGCAUCAGCUGCUGGGAGAUAAACAGUACGGAACGGAGAGGAUCGGAUUCCUUUACAAGAAGAGCGACGGCCUGAGGAAAAUGUGGCAGAAGAGGAAAUGUUGGGUCGCCAGCUGUUGCCUGACCAUCGCACACGCCACGCCCAACAAGUCCCCCGCCAGGCUCAACCUGCUCACCUGCCAGGUCAAGCCCAGCGCCGACGACAGGAAGUGCUUCGACCUCAUCUCUCACAAUCGCACGUAUCGCUUCCUGGCCGAGGACGAAGCCGAGUGUGUCGCCUGGAUCUCGGUGCUGAGCAACAGCAAACAGGAAGCGCUGGCGGCGGCGCUGGACGGCGACGGCAGGGGCGGCGGGGGCGGCCUGCAGGAGCUGACGAGAGCCAUCGCGGACGACGUCAGACGCAUGCCGGGAAACGACGGCUGCUGCGACUGCGGCGCGCCGGAUCCCGGCUGGGUGUCGACCAACUUGGGCAUCCUGACGUGCAUCGAGUGCUCCGGGGUGCACCGCCAGAUGGGCGUCCACGUCUCCAGGAUCCGCUCGCUCAGCCUGGACAGCCUCGGGACUUCCGACCUGCUGUUGGCCAGGAACGUGGGCAACGGCGCUUUCAACGAGAUUCUGGAGGCCAACCUGCCGAACUCCGCCACGAAGCCGUCGCAGCACAGCCACAUGUCGGAGCGCAAGACCUUCAUCGUGCGCAAGUAUCAGGACGCGCAGUUCGCCCGCCGCCGCAGCUUCGGCCCGGCGACGGCCGUCCGAGUCCUGCAGGAGGCCACCGAGAACGCCGACGUGCGCACGCUCCUGCAGCUGCACGCGCAACGCACGCAACUCUGCCAAGCGCUGCACACGCACAUACAGGAGAAAGGGGAGACGGCCCUCCACCUGGCCGUCCUAUUGGCCGACAGGACGUCGCUGCACGUCCUCGACUUCCUGGCGCAGAAUUCGUCAGUGGCCUCACGCGAAGCACAAAACGACGAUCAUAAUCGCACGCCGACAAGAAGCCACGCGUGUUUCGUUGUUGUCGUUGUUUCGCAGCUCCGGCGUGGACGCGCAGACGGUGUGCGGGAACACGGCGCUGCACUACAGCUGCCUGCACAACAAGAGCGACUGCGUCAAGCUGCUGCUGAGGGCCGCGGCCCGCGCGCACAUCAAGAACAAGUUGGGCGAGACGGCGUUGGACGUCAGCCGCAGGUUGAAGCACGGCCACUGCGAGGCGCUGGUGAGUUUGUCGGCGCUCCGCACCGUCAGCGGUCCGUCCGCUUGAUCGCGCGCGCGCGUGCGUGUGCGCAGCUGCAGCGGGCGCAGGCGGACCACGUCGAGCUCCACGCGCACGUCGAGUACGAGUGGCGCCUUCGCCACGACAACGACGAAGACGACAGCGACGACGGCGACUUUGACCGCAAGAAUGGUCCCGUAAAGAAGGAGCGUUCCUCCUCCUCUUUCUCCUUCCCCUCGCGACCUUUCAACUUUGGCCUCACCUCCUCCUCGUCCGCGUGCCCGCCCGACGGCGGCGGGCUGCUCAGCGUGGGGCGCCGGCUGGCCGCGGCCACGGAGCACCGCGGUCGGCCCCCCGCCCGGGCGCAGAGCCCGCCGCUGCCCCCCAGGGUCAAAGCUGCGGCGGGUGACCAAGAGGAGCAAGAGAGGGAGGAAGAGGAAGUCUUUCCGCUGACAGGAAACAGGAAGUUGACCCCUCCUGUUGCUGUCCGCCACAAAAGGAGCUGCUCAGAGUCUAGUAACCACGAUUAUGGGAUGGCAGGGAGUCACGUGAGGAUCUGCGGGGGCGGCGGCAGCGACGCUUCUUUUAAGAACCCCUCCUCUCUCGACGCGUUGAACGAACUUCCCCUCAGAGCCUAUCGCAGGGCAGACAGCGACACCGGCGACUCCCAAUCGCAACGCGCCGCAAGAACCGACCCCAACGGCUCGCCGCCCAAUCGGCGCUCGCAGAGCUUUGAGAGCGCGGGGCGAGGUCCCGCCCCCCAGCCGCUCCCCCGCAGGUCACUGCCUCGGGGUUUCCGGGGAUCCGCCAGGAGGGUCCGCGCCCUCUACGACUGCGAGGCAGACCACCACGACGAGCUGAGCUUCAGCGAGGGGCAAGUCAUUGUGGUCGUGGGGCAGGAGGACCCCGACUGGUGGCACGGCUACGUCGAAGAGGAACCAGAGCAGAGGGGCUUGUUUCCGUCUUCCUUUGUGCAGCCCAUGUCAAACUGAUGCGAUGAUGGUGCGACACCGGACCUGCAAACGACCACAGAACCCACAACACGCAAAAUGGUAC
Molecule: messenger RNA, 3463 nt
Organism: Syngnathoides biaculeatus (alligator pipefish)
Lineage: Eukaryota; Metazoa; Chordata; Actinopteri; Syngnathiformes; Syngnathidae
Product: un-named sa1614
Exons: 26
Coding region: 319-3399 (1026 amino acids)
Biological process (GO): positive regulation of GTPase activity
Cellular component (GO): cytoplasm
Molecular function (GO): protein binding; GTPase activator activity
Source: RefSeq, a predicted model, not a curated record